AUGGCUGCCAUACGGAAGAAACUGGUGAUUGUUGGUGAUGGAGCCUGUGGCAAGACUUGCUUGCUCAUCGUUUUCAGCAAGGGCGAGUUCCCAGAGGAGUAUGUUCCUACGGUGUUUGAGAACUCUGUAGCAGGUAUUGAAGUGGAUGGACAGUGGGUAGAGUUGGCCUUGUGGGACACAGCAGGGCAGGAAGAUUAUGAUCGUUUGAGGUCCCUCUCCUACCCCAACACCGAUGUUAUACUGAUGUGUUUCUCCAUUGAUAGCCCAGAUAGUUUAGAAAACAUCCCAGAAAUGUGGACUCCGGAAGUCAAGCAUUUUUGUCCCAACGUCCCCAUCAUCUUGGUGGGGAACAAGAAGGAUCUUCGGUAUAGCACGCGCACAAGGCACAAGCUAGCCAGGAUGAAUCAGGAGCCAGUACAACCGGAAGAAGGCAGAGACAUGGCAGACAGGAUUGGUGCUUUGGGGUACACGGAGUGUUCAGCGAAGACCAAAGAUGGAGUGAGAGAGGUUUUUGAAAUGGCCACAAGAGCUGCUCUGCAAGCCAGACGUGUAGGGAAAAAAUGUGGGUGCCUUAUCCUGUGA
Molecule: messenger RNA, 582 nt
Organism: Pteronotus mesoamericanus
Lineage: Eukaryota; Metazoa; Chordata; Mammalia; Chiroptera; Mormoopidae
Product: transforming protein RhoA-like
Exons: 1
Coding region: 1-582 (193 amino acids)
Biological process (GO): Rho protein signal transduction; stress fiber assembly
Cellular component (GO): dendritic spine; cleavage furrow; cytosol
Molecular function (GO): GTPase activity; protein kinase binding; GTP binding
Source: RefSeq, a predicted model, not a curated record